This is a messenger RNA of Dufourea novaeangliae, 785 nucleotides long. Its product is annotated as serine/threonine-protein kinase RIO3-like. The transcript is spliced from 4 exons. NCBI's taxonomy places the organism in Eukaryota, Metazoa, Arthropoda, Insecta, Hymenoptera, Halictidae. The coding region runs from base 141 to 785 and encodes 214 amino acids. The record is from RefSeq and is a predicted model, not a curated record.
GUUUGGUAUUUGUACAUUCAAUAUGGUUGCAUUCUUUGUUUGACAAAACUUAACCUUAAGUGGUUUGUUCGCGAUCAGUACUCUACGGAUACUUGUAAAGUGUUUCCUUUCUGGUUUAGAUCUAAUUUAUUAUUAUAGCAAUGUCGACACCUUGGGCAAAAAUUCAGCCACUAGAAGGUCCAGUUAAUCUGUUAGAGAUAACUUCGGAGCAGCUAGCUAAUAGUUUGCAAGAAAAAGAAAUAAGGAAGUACCAAGUGGAAUCAGUGAAUGAUGUAAAUAUACAAGACUGUGCAUUAUUUGAAACCAAUGACACUGACAGUGAUGAAGUGAUUGCACAUAUGAUGCAAGAUCAAUACAACAAAGAAUAUGACCUUAUGAUAAAACGCACAGAAGAAAAAUUUAAUCGAGAUUCUAAAGUUAAUAUUUCUUACACAAACUAUCGAACAUCUGUGUCCAAUGAUCAGGAUGACAAAGAUAAUACAGACAUUGAGGAUGCAAAAAGGGAUUUUGAUCGUUUUGUGAGCAUAGAGAAGGAGUAUGCUUCAAUUCCACGCUGUGGUUAUAAAAAAAUGGGUGAAGGUUCUCAAAUUGUCACAAAACAUGACAUGCUAAUGACCUCACGGAUAAAUGCCUGUAGAGUACUGCAGUUCCCCCCUGGUAUUGAUACUGGAGAUACAGGAGGAUUUGAUGUCAAAUUAAAUAACAAAGUGUUCAACAGCUUACGAGCACAUAGUCAUGCUCAGUGUUCCAGACAAAAAGCAAAAACACGACCACAUACAAAGUAG